AGUUAUGAAAGUAUGUUCAAUGUGCUCUGAAUCAGUUACGCCGGAGACAUCGUCAAGAGAUGACUUUAUUUUUCACGUUUCUUUUGCCGCUGCUGAUCAGCUUUGCGAUCGGACAACAAUAUGGUUACCAGAACCAACAUAACAACUAUCCAAGUCUGGAUAGUUCGGAGAAAUUUCCUUGGGUGGUGGCCGUGCUCAACACAGACGAUUUGUUUACUCGGUACAUCGGAUCGGGAUCUCUGAUUAAGCCCAAUGUGGUUCUCACUGCCGUUCAUAUCCUAAACGAUAUAUCAGAAAAUGAACUGGUGGUGCGCGCUGGCGAAAAUGAUAUUUCAACCACGCAGGAUCAGCAGCAUGUGGAUCUUAAGGUCUUGAGGAUAGUUGCACACGAACAGUUCAACAAGUACAAUGCAGAAAACAAUGUGGCCUUGCUAAUUUUGAAGUCAGGCUUUACGAUGACAAGAAACAUCCAAACAAUUGCCUUGUACAUGGGUGGAGGACGAGUCCAACGGAACUCAUGCUUCUUUAACGGAUGGGGCAAGGAGGAGUGGAACUCGAAGGAUUAUCCGUCCACCCUUAAAAAUACCAAAAUAGAAAUAAUCGAAAAUGAUAUCUGCCAGCGAAUAUUAGGCUGGCCUCUAUCCACUCGACAAUUUUGUGCCAAGGGUUUACAGGGAAAGGAUUGCAGUGGCGACGGUGGAGCUCCCGUGGUUUGUAAAACAGGUGAAAACCCCUACACCCUCGCACAGGUGGGCGUGGUCAACUGGGGAUCUCGCAAGCCCAGUGAUAAUAAACCCACCAUCUAUACAAAUGUCUACAGUCUGCGAGGCUGGAUUGAAUACCAACUUAGAUUACCAGCUAACUUCGUUCCCGAUCUGAUUGUAGAAGCGGUGUAGGUUCAGUUAAAAUCUUUGAUUUUAAUGAGAAUCAAAAAAUGUUCUGUAUAAGAAAAUAUUAUAAAUAUUUCUUCAAUACAGUAUCUUAUGUCACAAUCACACAAAGAA
Molecule: messenger RNA, 1004 nt
Organism: Drosophila subpulchrella
Lineage: Eukaryota; Metazoa; Arthropoda; Insecta; Diptera; Drosophilidae
Product: phenoloxidase-activating factor 2
Exons: 2
Coding region: 60-896 (278 amino acids)
Biological process (GO): proteolysis
Molecular function (GO): serine-type endopeptidase activity
Source: RefSeq, a predicted model, not a curated record